AUGGGGAUUUUUCGAUCAGAGGAUAUGUCUCUUUAUGAGAUCUCGGUUCCUAAGGAUAAUGCUUGGGAAAUUAUGAACACACUUGGAAAUUUAAACGCACUUCAUUUCGUAGACCUCAACUCGACUGAGCAGCCAUUUGCUCUGACUUAUGCCAACUGGGUCAAGAGAUGUGAUGAUACCCUCAGAAGAAUCCAGAGCAUCAAGGCUGAGUGCAAGAGACUCAAUGUUCCACUCAGAAAGCCCAAGGACUCCAAGACUUUUUUGAGCAACCUGGACGCCAUUUACAGAAGCAGGAAGAGGUCCAACAGCUUAUAUUUCGAAGAAAUCGAAGACAAAAUCACGACCAAAGAAAACUUUAUUGCCCAGCAGAUCGACUUGUUGAAGAGGAUGCACGACGACCUGAACCAACUCAUCCAGUACAAGACCGUGCUCAGCAAGUCUGCAAGCGUGAUCGGAGGAAGCAGGCUCGGAGGCGACCAGUCUUUAAGCGUAAGCAUGUCUUCCAACGGUGAAGGCGAUGUUCAUGAAUCCCUAGUCAACAUUGGAGAAAUCAGUAUUGGCCACAUUGCAGGCACCAUUCUCAAGGAAGAGCAGGACCGCUUCAACAGACUCAUUUUCAGAGCCACCAGAGGCAACGCCAUUGUCUGCUUCAAAGAGUUCACGAAGCCAAUUGUCAACUACUUCGGAGUCGAGCAAAUGAAGACGGUCUACGUAAUAGUGUUCCAAGAAGGAGAAUCAAUUAGAGAAAGGAUCUGCAAGAUCUGUGAUUCAUUCCUUGGUGACAGAUACGAAAUCCCUGAGUCUGGCUUCACCGACAAACUCCAUGACUUAGAAACAAAGAUCAGAGAUGCCAGGAAAAUCUUGGCCAACACCAGAGAGGAAACCAGAAAAUUCUUGGUUAUGACCAACGAAAUGGAGAACGAAGACUCUUCAGCAGUUAUCGUUUACGAGUGGUUCAUUAUCAAAGAGCGAAGCAUCUUCAUCACACUGAACAAGCUCAAGACCGGAGACAGACUGUUCUUCGGUCUGUACUGGAUACCCAACACUAAACUCAGAAUCGUCAACGACGAGAUCUACAAGAUGAAGGAGAACAGGAACAUGCAUGCACCUCAGAUUGUUAGGAGAGAAAUUCACGAGUUGGAGCCGCCGACGUACUUUUACCUGAACGACUUUACAGAGCCAUUCCAGGAAAUCACUGACACAUAUGGGGUCCCAUCGUACAAAGAAGUGAACUCAGGCAUGUUCAACCUCGUCACGUUUCCCUUCCUCUACGGAGUCAUGUUCGGAGACAUCGGCCACGGAGGCCUCUUGCUCAUGCUCGGUGCUGCUUUGGUGAUGUUCCCUGCCACUUUCUCAAACAUCGGUCUUGGAGUCAUGGUCAGAGUGAGGUACUUGCUGUUCUUGUUAGGGUUCUUUUCGUUCUUUAUCGGGUGGUGUUACAACGACUUCAUGUCGAUCCCAGUGGACUUGCCUCACGGGUCAUGAUAUCAGAAUGUUACAAACGAGCACGGCCAAGUCGAAGCAUUUGAGCUCAAAGAUGACUGUGUAUACCCAAUUGGAUUCGACCCAAAAUGGUAUCUGGGUACCAAUACACUGACGUUCUUCAACUCGAUGAAAAUGAAGUUGUCAGUGAUUCUUGGAGUAGCCCAAAUGUCCCUGGGGAUCCUGAUGAAGGGCUUCAACUCAAUCCAUUUUGGCAGGCCCAUCGAGUUUGUGUUCGAAUUCAUUCCGCAGAUCAUUCUGAUAUCGGCUCUGUUCGGCUACAUGGACUAUCUCAUAAUCAUGAAAUGGCUGACUGACUGGACCGGAAACACUGCCAGAGCUCCGGGAAUCAUUUCAACCAUGAUUGGAAUGUUCCUGAAGUUCGGAGAAAUUCCUGAGGGAACAGACGCAUUAGUGAUCAGUGCAGAGUACCAGCAGUGGCUCAGCACCACACUUCUGCUGGUCGCACUGACGUGUGUUCCUGCAAUGCUGCUAGUGAAGCCCCUGUGGCACUUGUACACUCACCCAAAUGAAGGAGCCCACAGUGAGCAUGGAGACCAAGCUCUGCUUGAAGGAAAUGACAACAACGCCAUUGAAAUGUCAGAUAUUCAGCAUCAGCGCAAAGACAAUGCUGAAGAGCGCGAGCUGCUCAUCAACAAAGAUGCCGAUCCUGCACAAGCUGCAGCUCCGAAAGGUCGAGCUGCUCGGGCUCACAAGGGCGAUGUGUUUGAGUCAAGCCAAGUCGACCUGCUACAGUUCGUGGAAAGCGGCUCUCACGAAAGCCACGAGUUCUCAGAAAUAUUUAUUCAUCAGCUCAUCGAGACUAUAGAGUUUGUGUUAGGAACAGUGUCCAACACGGCUUCUUACUUGAGACUGUGGGCUCUGUCGCUUGCACACAGUCAGCUAGCAGAAGUGUUCUACGAGAAACUGCUCGGAGGCAUUGCAUUCGAAGCAAAUGGAGGAAGAGGCAGCGGAUUCUUGCUGUUCCUGCUAUUUCCUGCGUUCUUCUCGUUCACAUUCUUUGUCCUAAUGUGUAUGGACUCGAUGGAAUGCUUCCUUCACUGCUUAAGACUGCACUGGGUAGAGUUCCAGAACAAGUUCUACAAAGGAAACGGGUACAGGUUUGCUCCAUUUUCGUACGAGAAGACCAUCACUACGUACCAUGAAGCUCAAGAAUAA
Messenger RNA from Moneuplotes crassus, 2661 nucleotides. The record is from the annotation of a GenBank genome assembly. NCBI's taxonomy places the organism in Eukaryota, Ciliophora, Spirotrichea, Euplotida, Euplotidae.